Molecule: messenger RNA, 1196 nt
Organism: Corvus hawaiiensis (hawaiian crow)
Lineage: Eukaryota; Metazoa; Chordata; Aves; Passeriformes; Corvidae
Gene: ISX
Product: intestine specific homeobox
Exons: 5
Coding region: 116-1144 (342 amino acids)
Biological process (GO): regulation of transcription by RNA polymerase II
Molecular function (GO): RNA polymerase II transcription regulatory region sequence-specific DNA binding; DNA-binding transcription factor activity, RNA polymerase II-specific
Source: RefSeq, a predicted model, not a curated record
ACCCAGGGAGCGCAGGUCUUGGUCCCAAGGUGAUCAGCAGCCAAGAGCAGGCGUGUGUGCUGAGUUGCGGGUCGCCUUUGUUUCUCCUCCCAGCGCUCCCUCGGGUCACCCGGGCAUGGGUGGGGAGACACACGCACCAUCCCAGCUGCAUGUGCCUCGGGGUGCACCGAGACCCAGGGCAGCACGACAGGACUCUGUGACCCACGGCCACUUUGGCAGGAAUAUGAUGGACCCCCGGAUAUGUGCUGGACAGAGGAAGCCCAGCCUGUCCUUUUCCAUUGAGGAAAUCUUAAAGAAACCCUCUGCCAGCACUGCCCCGAACAGUGAAGCCGGGAACAGAAGUAGCUACGCUGAGAGACCUCCGUCCCUAAAAGCAGGGUCACCAGUGGCCUUUGAUUCCAGCAGCAGGAGUCAGUCUGACUGUGACUUACGUUCAGCCAAAAUGCUUCUUCCCACUACAUGUGCUACAGCCACGGCCAGAGCAAGGAGAGUGCAGGCAGCUCACUGCAGAAGACCUACUGCCAGCCCAGUGUCCCUCCUGGGUGAGGACACGGCACGUGAACAUCUGGAAGGCAAAAGAAAACAUGAGGAAGACGAAGAUCAGCUAUGUGGUUUACCAGUGGACCAUCCACUUCAUGCUGAGAGGAAAGGGAAACGAAGAAUCCGGACAACAUUCACAGCUGAGCAGCUCCAGGAACUGGAGAAAAUUUUCCAAGUGACUCACUACCCGGAUAUCCACAUUCGCAAUCAACUGGCAGCAAAGAUAAACCUCCCAGAAGCCAGAGUUCAGAUCUGGUUCCAAAAUCAGCGAGCAAAGUGGAGGAAACAUGAAAAAUGUGGCAACUUUGGUGGCCUUCAGCAUCUGACAGAAGUUGAUUUCAUUCCUCUUCCCAAGUCAAAUAUCACAGCUCCUAGCUUGAUGCCAAGAAAGCUCUCUGUUUCCUUUCCUGCCGUGGGAUACUGCUCACCACUGCAAGGACAGCUGACAACUGCCUGGCUGCCCAGCAUGCUCUCCUUCGCUCCCCACCACGUGGAGCUGCUGCCCUUCCCAAAACCAUACUUGCUCUUCAAUGUCCUCCCCUCUUACGUGUCGACACUACCCCCCAAGUUGGAAAGGAGCAGUAUGUGCGCCAGCUCCUCAUAGAGGAGGACACGGGGCAGUGGGGGGCUUUGGGGGAUGCCUUUCUCCCCAUGUC